AUGCAAUAAAAUCAAAAACCUCUGCUGAUUAUUGAUUCCAGAUACACACUCUAUGACAUGAGACAAAAAAGAGCAUAUAAAUAUAAUGCAGUUCUGUAAAAAUCAUUUCUGCUGUUGUAAGAACAUUUUCAAAUAUAAGUGAUAUUUUGUCACUCUAAACCUAAUACAAAUGACUUUUUUUAUAAUGAAUUUCAAAAGAAUUUUAAGGAUAUCAACUCAAGAAAACUCUCAAUCCAAGAAUUAAAGGAGAGUUAAUUUUAAAAUCAAGAAAUACUUAUUGUAACUCAUAAUUAUGAAUAAUUCACUCUCACUUAGAAUUAUCAAUUAUACUAUUUUUCUAGUGUCUCUUAAAAAUUAAAUAAGAAAAAGGAACUAGAACUUAAAUAUUACCAACUAAAUCCUAAAACAAAAUUUCACGUAUCGCACCUUCAAUAAGUCAUGUCAUAUUUUUCAAAAUCAGAAAAUCCUUUUUGCGUAGGCUAUUAUUUUUACCCUAAAAAAUUUAAUGAACUGGUUCAGUUUGAUAUAUUUAUCAGCAACAGCAACUUUAAUUAUCUGCCCAUAGACUUUAGGUUUUAAAAUAAAUAUCAAGAAAUUGAUUUGUUAUUUCAUAAAAUUAUGGACAUCUAUAAGAGUAAGGAAAUCAACAUGAAAUAAGAUGAGGUUGAAUUAUUCUAAUAAAAUUAUGACAAAUUCACAACAGAAAAUGCCUAUAUUCCUGUAAUAGACUCAACGGAAUGCUUAGAUAUGUUAAUCUAGCGAGACGAACUCAAUACUAAAUUAGAAUCUAUCAUUGUUAGUCCUGAAUUUUAAAAGGCUGUUUAGGAACAUCAUAUUAAAAUUAUGACCCCAGAAUAAAUAGUGUUCAACAAUAAUGACUAACCUUAAGAUUUGUCAAAUUUGAAAUAUCCAUUAAUAGUAAAAAGUAAAUAAGGAGCACUGACUGCUAAUUGUCACAUUAUGGCUAUAGUUAUCAAUGAAAAAGGACUCAAGGAGUUAUUUAAGCAUGAAUAAUUUAAAGGAUAAUUAAUUUUGCAGUAAAUUAUUAAUCAUAACAGCAUUAUAUACAAAAUAUAUCAAUUAGGAAGCAAAAUGAUAGUGUAAAAGCGUAAAUCUAUUCCGAAUAUAGAAAUUAACAAUUUCAAAUUUGAUGAAGGUUUCUACAUUUUUGACACUUAAAAAGACCUAUUUAAUAACGUUUCACAGUGUCUUAUAUAGGUUGAUGAAGGAAUUCAUGAAUGUUCAAACGAAGCUUAAUUGUUAAAGUAAAUUGAAUUAUUAUCUUCAAUGAUAUCAAAGGAAUUUAAACUACAUCUGUUUGGAUUUGAUAUUAUAGGAAUGAAUUGGGAAUUUUAUAUAAUUGAUAUUAAUCAUUUUCCAGGUUAUAAAAAUGUUGAGAAUGUUAAAGAACUUUUUGAAUAGUUAUUUAUAUAAGCAUCAAAGAAAAAGGAUGAUCAAAUCCAAAAAUGA
Molecule: messenger RNA, 1470 nt
Organism: Paramecium tetraurelia
Lineage: Eukaryota; Ciliophora; Oligohymenophorea; Peniculida; Parameciidae
Exons: 4
Biological process (GO): inositol trisphosphate metabolic process
Cellular component (GO): cytoplasm
Molecular function (GO): inositol-1,3,4-trisphosphate 6-kinase activity; inositol-3,4,5,6-tetrakisphosphate 1-kinase activity; inositol-1,3,4-trisphosphate 5-kinase activity
Source: RefSeq, a predicted model, not a curated record